Molecule: messenger RNA, 1509 nt
Organism: Dovyalis caffra
Lineage: Eukaryota; Viridiplantae; Streptophyta; Magnoliopsida; Malpighiales; Salicaceae
Source: the annotation of a GenBank genome assembly
AUGGACAUUGAGGAUUUGGAUAGCAGCGCUUGCAUUUGUGAAGAAGUAAGUUGGUUUGUUACGGUGGUCGAGUUCAUUAUUUGUGAUUCAAAGGCUGAAAGUGACGGGCUUGAUUUUUUAGGAGUUGAAAUGGAUUACGAGCUCUCUGAUAGCAGCGGAACUGAUGAUGACCUUCCACCUACACAUCGAGGUAGAUUUCAAAGUGGGGUGCGAACUGCUGGGAAUGGAAGAUCUGGAGUUGGUGGUGCUGCUUCACAGCCAAGGUUGCAUAGCGACAUGGAAACCCAAAUCCACAACAUUGAACAAGAAGCAUACACUUCAGUCCUCCGAGCUUUUAAAGCCCAGUCAGAUGCCAUUACUUGGGAAAAGGAAAGUCUAAUUACGGAACUCAGAAAAGAACUAAGAGUUUCAGAUGAGGAGCACAGGGAGCUCCUAGCCAGGGUUAACUCUGAUGAUAUGAUUCGGAGGAUAAGGGAAUGGAGAAAGGCAAAUGGGAUCCAACCUAGCAUGCCAAGCUCUGCCCAGCCUUCGCAUGAUCCUAUAGCUAGUCCUACUGUUUCAGGAUCACGCAAGAAACAGAAAACAUCGCAGUCAGUUGCCUCAUUGUCCAUGGGUGCACCUUCUCCUGUAUUGCAUCCGUCUAUGCAACCAUCUACAUCAGCCCUGAGACGUGGCCCUCCCCCUGGAUCUGGGAACAAGAAGCCCAAAUCAUCCAUGCAGCAACGUUCUACAGGUUUGUCUGGCAGGGCUCAGGUUGCUAGUCGUGGUUCCUCAGGUGCCUUUGCAACCAAUGAGUUAAUUGGAAAGAAAGUUUGGACUCGAUGGCCAGAGGAUAACCACUUCUAUGAAGCUGUUAUAACUGACUACAAUCCAGUUGAGGGGAGGCAUGCUUUGGUUUAUGAUAUUUAUACUGCGGAUGAAACAUGGGAGUGGGUCAAUCUCAAAGAGAUAUCUCCUGAAGACAUUAGGUGGGAGGAUGAGGAACCAGGACUUUUUCGUAGAGGCGGCCGGCCUGGACCAGGUCGUGGGAAUAAGAAAGCCAUUGCACGAGGUGGUGCAGUUGUUGCUGCAGGAAGAGGCAGAGGAACCACAAAGGGUCAGUCUAAAAAAGAUUUCCCUUUGACCCAGAAUGGCAUUGGUAAGAAGGCUAUGGGUGAUAUUGAGAUACUUCACACAGAUACUCUAAUCAAGGAGGUAGAAAAAGUAUUUGGUGCCAGCCAUCCUGAUCCUUUGGAAAUUGAGAAAGCAAAGAAAGUUCUGAGAGAACAAGAACUAGCCCUGGUCAAUGCAAUUGCAAGGCUUGAAGAUGCAUCAGAUGGUGAAAGUGAUGAGGGAGAACACCCAUAUCCCCAUGCUCAAUCAAUGGAUCAAGACCAGGGAUGGAGGAAACGUCCAUACGAUGAGAUUGUUGGUGAAGGUAGAGGAAUUGAAGGUUCAGAUGGCAACAAAAUGGCAAGAAAUGGUAGAAUGGUUCCCAGCGAUCAGCAUGAUGAGAAUUAUGACACAUGA